Messenger RNA from Chlorella variabilis, 1974 nucleotides. RefSeq lists its product as hypothetical. Bases 1 to 1974 code for a protein of 657 amino acids. The transcript has 9 exons. The record is from RefSeq and is a predicted model, not a curated record. Lineage: Eukaryota; Viridiplantae; Chlorophyta; Trebouxiophyceae; Chlorellales; Chlorellaceae.
AUGGACGACGGCAUAGCCUCGCACCUCGCGGCGGCCUGCAGCCGUUCCGCGCUGCACAGCGAGGCGUUCGUGCAGCUCAGGGAGCUGUUCCCCGACUGCCAGCUGCUCAGGCUCUCCUUCGGUCUACAGAACAAGGUGAUGCUCAGCAUCACCGUGCAGCUGGCCCAGGAGGGCCGCACGCACGCCAGCUACGUGCCCAUCCACCCCACCGCCGCCGCCGCCGCCGUCCUUCAGAACAACCCCGUGGUGGUGGUGCGCCAGGACAAGCGCAGCCCGCUGUGGGACCAAGAAGACUUGUACCAGCGAGAGGGCUGCGCCGCGCUCAGCGUCGUCUCCAUGCCCUUUUACUGGCCGCCGCGCGCGGGGGCGCAGUGGGAGGGCGCGCCGCUGCCCGUGCCGCAGAACCCCGCCUUCCACCCCACCUUUGGCGCGCUGACGGCGGCGGGGCAGGCGGCGCUGACCCAAGACUCCAUGCACCUGCUGCUGGACCUGGCUGCGCGGACGGGGCGCCACGUGGGACCCCACAUCUCCAUGCUGCUUUCCUCCCUGGAGGCCGCCGGCCUGCUGCCCAGCGAGGCGGACGCGCAGGAGGAGCUGGGGAUGGGGGAGGAGGAUGCGGGGUCGGAGGGGGAGGAGGGCAUCGAGGACCUGUUUGGGUUUGAGGACGCGCAGCACCUGGCUGCCGACACCGAGGCUGCAGACCUGCUGCCGGCCUUGGGCCCGCCGCCGCCCCCCGCCAACCCGGGCAUCCCCUGCUGCCCCCAGCAGAGGGCCGAGCCCGCAGACUGGAUGGUGGAGGAGGCGGCGGCGGCACGGGCGGCGGCGGCAGCGAGACUGGCAGCGGCAGGGGAGGGAGGAGACGAGGCUGGGGCGGAGGCUGGGGCAGAGGAUGCGCCAGAGGAUGAAGCAGAGGGUGGGGCUGAGGCUUCCAGCCCGUCCUCCCCGCUCAGCGCGGCACCCACCCCCGCCGGCCCGCGCUCGGUGGCAGCAGGCCGCCAGCCAGCAGGCGGGCAGGGCGGCGGCGUUGCCAGCAGCGGCGGCAUUGCCAGCAGCGGCGGCGCGACCCCCGCCGCCGCACCCGCGCUCGGCGGCGCGCCGCCUGCUGCCGCCCCCACCCCGGCCUCCAGCCGCAGCAGCGGCGCCGCCGUGAGGGGCCUGUCGCCCGCCGCGGCGCUGGGGAGCCGUCGCAGGCGAGAGCGGGGCAGCAAUGGCGGCGGCGGGUUCAGCGUCCCCAUCGGCAGCGCUGCCUCCAUGUCCUCGCUCCUCCCCUGGCAGAACCUCACUUUCCAGCCAGAGGGCCUUGAGCGCGCUUUCAUAGCCCACUACAGCCGCCGCCAGGAGCGGCGCGACCUGGCGAUGCUGGCAGCCCUGGUGCUGGGGCUGCUGGCGGCGGCGGCCGCUCGCCUGCAGGCCGCUUGGCCCGCCGGCGUCGCCGCCAUGCUGCUCUUCUCUCCCUACUUCUUCGAUGCGCAGCUCUACCAGAGCCAGCGGGAGAAGCUGGUGGCGGGCGCCCAGCUGCUGCUGUCCGUCUUCCUGGCCUCGCUGGCGCCGCCCGCGCCGCCGCUGGGCGCCGCCGCCUGCGCCGCCGCCGCCGCCUGCGACCUCCCCGGCAGCGGCCGCGGCAGCAUGGCGGGCUUUGGCAUCUGCUGGUUUGUGCUGCACCACUGCGGGCUGCUCCAUGUCCUUGCGGCGCCCCUGCUGCUGCGGCUGCCCAUGAACCGCGCGCUGCCGGUACAGGGCGCCAGCCUGGCGAUGGCGCUGUACCGCCUGCCCGGCGUGUACGCCGGCAUGCUGGGGCGGCUGGAUACCGUGCACGUCCUGCUGCUGGGCCUGCUGCUGGCGGCCGGCGCGCUGGCGGCCCUGGCCGCGUGCCAGACGCUGGAGCGGCGCCAGCGGGAGGUGUGGCUGGCGCGCAGGGUGCGGCGCGGGGCGGGCAUGUCGGCGGCUGCGGUGGCGCUCAUGUCGCCGCGCUGA